This is a messenger RNA of Mugil cephalus (flathead mullet), 2642 nucleotides long. It is a transcript of the gene arfgap2, whose product is annotated as ADP-ribosylation factor GTPase activating protein 2. Gene Ontology annotation, biological process: COPI coating of Golgi vesicle. Bases 72 to 1721 code for a protein of 549 amino acids. NCBI's taxonomy places the organism in Eukaryota, Metazoa, Chordata, Actinopteri, Mugiliformes, Mugilidae. The transcript has 17 exons. Gene Ontology annotation, molecular function: GTPase activator activity. The record is from RefSeq and is a predicted model, not a curated record.
UUUUUUUCUUCAUUUGGGACUCACGGGAUACCAUAGUGACGUAAUCGUGUGGAAAUUGUCAGAGUGGCAAAAUGGCGACGGAACCAAAUAAGACCGAAAUUCUCACCAUCUUCAAACGAUUAAGAUCGAUUCCGACAAACAAGGUUUGCUUUGACUGUGCUGCCAAGAACCCGAGCUGGGCCAGUAUUUCUUACGGCGUGUUCCUGUGCAUUGACUGCUCCGGCAUCCACCGCUCCCUGGGAGUUCACCUCAGCUUCAUCAGAUCCACCGAGUUAGACUCCAACUGGAACUGGUUCCAGCUCAGAUGUAUGCAAGUAGGAGGCAACGCUAACGCGACGGCGUUCUUCCGCCAGCAUGGCUGCUCCACGAACGACACCAACGCCAAGUACAACAGCCGUGCAGCCCAGAUGUACCGCGAGAAGAUUCGGCAGCAGGCAAACGCUGCGCUGUCCAAAUACGGCACAGACCUGUGGAUCGAAUCUUCUGCAGGAGGCAGCGCUGCAACUCCUGAGAAGAAAGAGGCCGACUUCUUCGCAGAACACACACAGCCCGCCUAUGACUGGAACAUGGCGCCACCAUCUGAGCCGGAGCAGAACGGAGCCACCGUGACUCUACAGAUGACGGAGACGACGGCUAAGAACCAGGACGAAAACCAGCCAGAGGACGGUCCCAGCAUCGAUGGUCUGAGCACGUCGCCCAAAGCCUCCAUCGAGGACUCCAUGCGUCUGUCGUCACAGGACGGGUGGACGCCCACAGAUGUGAAGCCGUCCAUCAUCGGGAAGAAGAAGCCCAUGGCCGCCAAGAAAGGGCUCGGCGCUAAGAAAGGCCUCGGAGCUCAGAAGGUGAGCAGCAAGAGCUUCUCUGAGGUGGAGAAACAGGCUCAGGUGGCUGAGAAGAUGAGGGAGGAGCAGGUCGCUGAGGCUAAGAAACAAGCUGAGGAGUCCAUCGUGGCCUCCAUGCGUCUGGCCUACAAGGAGCUGGAGAUCGACAGGAAGAUGGAGGAGAAGAAGCUCCAGAACAUGGAGGGGAAGAAGAGGGAGCAGGCUGAGAGGCUGGGGAUGGGCUUCGGGAACAGGAGCGCUGUGUCUCACUCAGUGAUGUCAGAGAUGCAGGUGAUCGAACAGGAAACACCUGUCGGAGCAAAGUCCUCCUCUCGCUCCAAACUGGACCUGUUUGAUGAGCCCGGCUUCACCUCCGGACCCCCCAAGUACAAGGACAACCCGUUCUCAGUGGGGGACAGCUUUGGGUCUCGGUGGGACACUGAUGGAGGGACGUCCUCCUUCGCCACGUCCUGGGCCCUGGAUAAGGAGGACCCCAAGGAGGAGGUCACCAUCUCUAGUAUCCAGCCCAUCGGAGAGAGACUCCCCAGCCGGAGGAAAGCCGAGGCGUCGGUGCCGGUGUCUGAGUCGAGCGAAGCCCGGCAGAAGUUCGCCAACGCUAAGGCCAUUUCCUCAGACAUGUUCUUUGGUCGCGAGAGCAGCGCUGAGUACGAGGCCAAGACGAGACUGGAGAGCAUGUCCGGGAACUCCUCCAUCAGCUCCGCCGACCUGUUUGGAGACGGCAGCGACCAGAAAGGGAGGGCGUCGGGCUUUGACGGGGUUCUCCCCUCCGGCCCGGACAUCGCACAGUUCAAACAGGGCGUGAAGACGGUGGCUGGGAAAAUGGCCGUCCUCGCCAACGGAGUCAUGAACACGAUCCAGGACCGUUACGGCUCGUACUGACGUCCCACGGCAGCGACGCCGCCUCACGCCGACCCGACGCCUGGGGACCGAGGACACGACGAGAGACAGAAGACGGUUGCAUGGAGACAAGAAACUCUCCCUCGUCCUCCACUUCAGAGACACUUUUCCAGGAGUGACACAGUAUUUUCUUCUCUCAUCCUCAUUAGUAGACUUUUAUUUUCGUAAAUGAAACCAUCAGAUUCUGGCGGGACGGACGGACGGACGGUGGUUUGGUCUUUUUUUUUUCUAAAACGAGUUUUCUUUGUAAUUUUUUUUUUUCUGUGCAAAAGAUUUUUGGUCUUAGAUUUUCACAAUGAUGUCGAGAGUUAAUUCUUCUAUAUUUUAUUCCUUAUUCUCAGAUCAGAGUGUUGAUUUGUUUGAUUCAUAUUAUCUGAUACGUUUGUUUUACUGUGAUAUUAAAAAAAAAAGAAGAAAAAAGUUAUUUUUAGUGUUAAUUUGAACGAGAUUCCAGUAAAGUUUAACUCACUGCUGCUUCAUCACAGGUUUUAUUUUAGAGGUUAUUAUUUUUCUGUUUAAAUAAUCAGUUCAAACUAAAACCAGAAGGUGGCGCUGCGUCCAGCAGGCGUUUUAGAGUUUACGUCCCGCUCUGACUAUGCAUCUCACACCAGAACCUCUUUCAUUCUGAGUCGGUUCCACAAACUCAAUCAUUUCUCUGAACGUCAUCUCUGUGCUGAACACGAAUGAAUCUUAAUUUUCCGGUUUGUUCUCGUCCUAGAAAGCGGUUUGUCAUUUGUCGUAUGUUUGUCAGUAACACCCCCCUCCCUCCUCCUCCCGCCUCCAAACAAACGAGUAAGAAACGUGUGGACUGAAAAGGAUGAAAUGUUCAAAAUUAUUUAUUUGUAGGCUACAAAAAAAAAAGAAGAAACUUAUUCAGUAUGUUAAUAAAGAUGAAGAAACGUC